Messenger RNA from Dovyalis caffra, 681 nucleotides. The record is from the annotation of a GenBank genome assembly. NCBI's taxonomy places the organism in Eukaryota, Viridiplantae, Streptophyta, Magnoliopsida, Malpighiales, Salicaceae.
AUGAGGGGAAAUAGCAGACCACUACUGGCUCGAGCAUUAUCUUUCCGAACCCGCCGGAGGUCCAUUCACUCCGCCUCCUCUCUCCAUGAAAACCUAAUUUCAAAUCCAAUCAAAACGUCACCUCCAGCUCCAAAUCGUUCAACAUCACUCUCCAACAAUAAUAGCUUCGCCACAAAAUUUCACUUCUCAACUCCUUCUGUGCAACUCUUCCUGAGAACCCUCUCCUCCUCCGCCGCCUCCUCCUCCUCUUCAGGUGCAUCAAACAUUGUUCUUGUAAAAUCAGAUGAAGAGUUGAAUAGCGGACUGAAAAAUGUUCAAGAGAAGUCUUCUCCGGCGGUUUUCUAUUUCACUGCUGUAUGGUGUGGGCCUUGCAAGUUUAUUUCUCCUGUAAUUGAAGAGCUGAGUAAGAAAUACCCUCAUGCAACAAUAUAUAAAGUUGACAUUGACACGGCAGAGCUUCAAAAUGCAUUGGCAAAAUUGCAUGUUGCUGCUGUGGACAUGACCUAUUGUUUCUUGUUUUAUUCUUGGAAUGUUUUUGGGAAUGAUGGUAUGGGUUUUGGGCUUGCAGCCAAGUCGUUGCUGCCAACUCUUGAUUUCUACAAAAAUGGCAAAAAGGCAACUACGAUUGUUGGUGCUGAUGUGGCCAAGUUGAAGAAUACCAUGGAAUCUCUCUACGGGUAA